Labrus bergylta (ballan wrasse) is the source of this 2187-nucleotide messenger RNA. The record is from RefSeq and is a predicted model, not a curated record. NCBI's taxonomy places the organism in Eukaryota, Metazoa, Chordata, Actinopteri, Labriformes, Labridae.
ACCCAAAGCUCUUGCGUUUCCGGCCAGCUCAGCGCAUCAGCCCUGUGGUGUUGUCACUUUAGAGCCUGUCAAACUCUGGUCCCAGUUACCUGCACGGUUCAGAGGGCGGCGGAGAAACACCCCGGGCACUGCGGAGAGAUGGUGCUGCUGACGAUGAUCGCGCGGCUGGCUGACGGCCUGCCUUUAGCCGCCUCGAUGCAGGAGGACGAGCAGGGAAGUGAAAAGCUGGGUCGGGACCUUCAGCAGUAUCAGAGUCAAGCAAAGCAGCUCUUCAGGAAACUCAAUGAUCAGAGUCCAACACGCUGCACUUUAGAGGCUGGUUCCAUGGCAUUUCACUAUUUCAUAGAGAAAGGAGUGUGCUACCUUGUGCUGUGUGAAGCCAGCUUUCCAAAGAAGCUGGCCUUUGCUUACCUUGAAGACCUGCGCGAGUUUCAUGAGCAGCAUGGAAAGAAGGUGCCCACAGUGUCCCGGCCUUACUCCUUCAUUGAAUUUGACACCUACAUCCAAAAAACCAAGAAAUCGUACAUCGACAGUCGAGCACGGAGGAAUCUGGGCAGCAUCAAUACAGAGCUCCAGGACGUCCAGAGGAUCAUGGUGGCAAACAUAGAGGAGGUGCUGCAGAGGGGAGAGGCGCUCUCUGCGCUCGACUCCAAGGCCAGCAACCUGUCCAGCCUGUCGAAGAAAUACCGGAGCGACGCCAAGUAUCUCAACACUCGCUCCACCUAUGCCAAGCUGGCAGCCGGUGGUGUCUUUUUCAUCAUGCUCAUUGUCUAUGUCCGCUUCUGGUGGCUCUGAAAGAAAGAAAGCAAAGGAAAAGAAGGAGGUAUUGAAGUGAAAAACGAGCCUGCAGACAUUAAGAAAAAGCUGCCACUUUUGACUAAAACACAGGAUCCCUGCUCUGAAUGAGACUUUGCCGACCGCUCGUUUUGUCCUUGCCUGUCCAUGGAUGUCUGAUCUGAAUAUAAAUGAUGUCAUAAUACAUAGUUCUAUUAUUAACACAUAUACACAAAUGCGGUCAUCGUUGGUCCAAGGGAUAGAUUAAAAGGAAUGAGUGAGUGUGUGUGUGUGUGUGGAUUGUUUGCUUUGUUCUUGAGGUCAAUUUUUAAUGAUUGGUUUUGAAGUUCGGAGGCAAAAUGAAGAGAAAAAGACAUUUCUGUUUUGGUGACUUUCCAAAGUUGUACUGUACUGUAACCAGACUGAUUUCAUCUUGUAUAGAAGUCUGAUCAUACAAGAAAGAGAAACAAAAAACAUCAUGUUAUUUAUCCUGAGCACAUCUGUAUGUAUCAUGCACUCAUAAACAUUAGAAUCAUUACAGGAAGCACUUGUUGGGCCUGGACAUAAGUUCAACAGUUAAUAAAAAACUUACAUUAAAACUAAAGCAGGUUAAAAGGCUCAACAACCAAAUAAAUAACGUUAAGUAGACUUUCUUUUUUAAAUAUAUGUAUUUCAACUUGCUAUUUUAAUUGAUUUGGGAAAGAGGAGGGGACUGUUUCUUUGUGUGAGAUGGGUAAAUACUGCUUCUUUUGGAUAUCUAGGGAGGAAAAUUAUUUAUAAAUCCACCUCUGAGAGAUUUUCUUUUAAGGGGGAUUAAUUUCUCACUAAUCCUAAAUUUAGUUAAGACGGUGAACCGUUAAAUUAUUGUUUGAAAAGGCAGAGAACAACAAUCCUGGCACUGUUUAAUUUUAUGAGCUCAUAGAACCAAUGCAUCAAUAAAAAAAUACAAUGAAAGUGUUCAUCAAUAGGAAUGAUAAAGAUUAAUUGAUUAAAUUAUUCUUAUUGUAGACUUUUGCGUCUAAAGGAUGAGCCAAAAGAAGGCAUGAUGUCAUAAGUGGGAUGGCUUUUCUUUUUCUUUUUUUUUUUUUUAAGAUUAAAAUCCAACAUUCAACUCUUCCACCCAGCUCAAUAAAGCAGCUCAAUAAUCUUCCAGCUGUCCCUAUAAAUUAACCCCCAACUCUCCUAUUCUGUUCCUCUUGCAUUGUGACUGUGUGGAUCAGCAUCUCUCUGUCAAAAAACACACACAUUGUAAAGACAAACUUGUGUCUGGUUGGGUCCUUUUAUUUUGUAUAAGGUUUACGUGUAGACUCCGUUUAAAAUUGUUUCCAGGCUGAGAGUAAGAGGUGUGUUCAAAGGACACUUUCUCUGUUUCUGUUCUGUCUGCUAUGAAUAAAAUCAUUUGCACACAACAAA